UCAUUUAUUCUCGAGCAUUUGCGUCAUAUCGUCGUCGCCCUUCUUGCUCGCCGCCUUGAUGGCCUCGCCAAGUCUCUUGUCGAUCACCGCGGCGGUCUUGGAGUAGAAGAUCAUGGUCUCGCCGUGUGGCUUCGUGAGGCUGUUGCUGUGCUCGGCGAAUGUCUUGUCGAAGGCCGAGAGGAAGGCGUAGAAGACCACUAUGAGGCCCUUGCACGUCAUAGUGGUCUGGAGCUCGGCUGGCCCUCCUUGUCCCACACUCCCGGCGGGUGGCCCCGGUGGUUGUCCCUCCGACUCGCUGAAGGACAGGAAUGACCUCAGGGACUCGGAUGACGUCGAACGAUGCGGUGCAUCUGCGUACACAGCAAUCAUCGCAGAUACACAUGUGCCCAUGCGUGCGCCCUACGUGUCUUAUCACACAGCGCGUACUUGUUAUCUGGACGUCGUAAUCGUAUUCGGUGUGCCCCUCAGAUUUGACUACUUCCAGGAUGGGGCGCGGCACCCUGCCAUCUAUUUGAUACUCAUUGUGGAGGGCCUGCAACAGGCCUCCUCCGUCGACUUGGUCGUCCUCAACAUCAAACUGGAAGAGGAAUGGCGCCUUGCAGCCGGGUGGGUGACGUAUCUUGAAGAUCUUCUGCUCCAAAAUGGCAACGCGGGGCUGGGGCUCCGGGAAGCUUAAGGCGCCCAUCUUUGGUCGUCCUCGACAUCAGAUGGGAAUGGGAAUG
This is a messenger RNA of Vitrella brassicaformis, 722 nucleotides long. Lineage: Eukaryota; Vitrellaceae. The record is from the annotation of a GenBank genome assembly.